CUCUCUCUCUCUCUCUCUCUCUCUCUCUCUGAGAUUAGGAAUAGCUCCAAUCCAGCAAUGGCUGCCUCCCAAACUGCCAAACCACCCCCAAAACCCAAAACCCCGAACCCCCAAAAGCCCACAGGCCUCUCCUCCCACCUCCUAAUGGUGGAGCUCAAGCAGAAGAUCCUCAACUCUCUCAACAAGCUCUCAGACAGGGACACCCAACAAAUAGCCAUUGAAGACCUUGAGAUGAUCAUAGAAACCCUAAUGCCAGAGGGAAUCCCCAUGUUCCUCAACUGCCUCUAUGAUACGGACCACCAGCAAAAGGUGGUUGUCAGGAAAGAGUGUAUCAGGCUUUUGGGUGUUCUAGCUACCUUUCAUGGUGAUUCAGUGUCAACGCAUUUGACAAAGAUCAUAACCCACAUUGUGAGGAGGCUCAAAGAUCCUGAUUCAGGGGUGAGAGAGGCCUGUAAUGGAGUAAUGGGGGUGCUUGCUGGUAGGUAUCUACAGGGAGAAGGAGCAGGAGCAGUUGCUGGUUUGUUUGUUAGGCCAUUGAUGGAGGCUUUAGGGGAACAAGGGAAGGCUGUUCAGGCUGGAGCAGCCAUGUGUUUGGCUAGAGUGGUCGAGAGUGGAGGCGGAGAAGUUGUGGCUUUUCAGAAGCUGUGCCCGAGGAUUGCUAAGCUUCUUGGAAACCAGAAUUUUGUAGCAAAGGGAGCAUUGUUGGGUGUUAUAUCGAGUCUAUCACAGGUAGGUGCACUUGCACCACAAAGCUUACCAGUACUUCUUCCAUGCAUUCAUGAAUGUCUUGAGAGUAGUGAUUGGGCCAACCGUAAAGCUGCAGCAGAUACUCUGAUAAAUUUGGCUGCUUAUUCUAGAAAUUUGGUGUUGGAAGGGGCUCCUUCGACCAUUACUGCAUUAGAAGCAUGCCGCUUUGAUAAGGUGAAACCGGUUAGGGACAGCAUGACAGAGGCACUUCAGUUGUGGAAAAACAUUGCAGGGAAAGGAGGAGAUGGAACUUCAGAGGAACCAAAACCCAUGUCACCGGAUGGUGAUAAGAGUAAGUUAAUCGAGUCUGUGGAGAAGCUGGGUAUUGAAAAAUCAAGUUCUAAUUCAAUAAAAUCUGAGUCAUCUGCAAAAGACACAUCAAAAUCAUCGAGCCCUCCGAAGGAUUCUCAUUCGAAACCUCAAGCAAAUAGUAGCAUAUCAGACAAAGCAGUUGGAAUAUUGAAGAAAAAAGCCCCCAUUUUGAAUGAUAAAGAGAUAAAUCCGGAGUUCUUCCAAAAACUUGAAACUAGGAACUCAGAUGAUUUGCCUGUUGAAGUUGUGGUGCCUCGUAAUUGUCUUAACUCCUCCAAAAUACGUGGUGAAGAGGAAUCAAAACUGAAGAAUUCUGAUUGUGGAAAUGGAUCUGGCAACAACGGGAUGCCAUCUGGGGAAAUCAAUGGAACCCAUGGAUCGAUUGCCACAACCCAUCUUAAUACCAAUAGAAAAGCAGGGCCUUAUAACAAACAAGAAGUCUCAGAUGACUUUGCAAAUGAUAAAUGGUUAGAACAAAGGUUCCAUAGAGUAAAGGACUCAAAACCGAGAACAUUGGAUUCUGAUGACCGGGCAGACAGUCAAAGGGAGCUGGGUGGUUCAAGAUUGAAUUUCUCCAGAGCUGACGGUUAUUCUGAUGGGUCCUUGAAUUCAAAAGGGAACUGGCUGGGAAUUCAAAGGCAGUUGGUCCUAUUGGAAAGACAGCAAACUAACCUCAUGAAAAUGUUACAGGACUUCAUGGGAGGCUCCCAUGAUAGCAUGGUAACACUGGAAACCCGGGUUCGUGGCCUUGAGAGAAUAGUUGAAGACAUGGCUCAUGAGCUAGGCACAUCAUCGGGUCGGAGAGGUAUGAUGCUUGGAUUCGAGGGACCCACUGCUCGAUCUUUGGGUAAAUAUGGGCCUUCUGAUUUCACCGGAUCGAAGUUGGGCAGGGGUGGGGACGGUCGGAUUUCAUUCUCAGAUAGGUUUUCAUCAUCUGAUGGCAUCAGGGGGCGGGACCCGCCUUGGGAUUCUUGGGACUCUUACCCCUAUGGAGCCCCAAGAAAUGGACAUUUGGGCUCUAGAAGAGUAAUGGGUAGUGCUUCAAAUGAUUGUAGAAUACCUAGAAUGGAAAAUGAAGGGGACCAACUAGGUAAUAAUAGGAGGGGUUGGGAAAGGGGACCAGGACCCACCGCAAGACUCGGUGAGGGACCUUCAGCUAGAAGUGUCUGGCAAGCCUCAAAGGAUGAGGCUACUCUUGAGGCAAUAAGAGUAGCUGGAGAAGAUGGGGGAACUUCUCGAACUAAUGCAAGGGUAGCUAUACCUGAACUUGAUUCAGAGAAUAUUGGGGAUGAUAAUAUAGGACAGGAGAAAGGACCACUUUGGGCUUCAUGGAGCCAUGCCAUGGAUUCCCUUCAUGCUGGUGAUGUAGACUCUGCUUAUGCUGAGGUCCUCUCAACAGGGGACGAUAUAUUGCUUGUGAAGCUCAUGGACAGAUCGGGACCCAUGAUUGAUCAGCUCUCUAAUGAAAUUGCCAUUGAGGUUUUACAUGCGGCUGGGCAGUUAUUGCACGAGCAAAGCUUUUUGGAUAUUGGUUUAUCUUGGAUACAACAGUUGUUGGACUUGGUGGUGGACAAUGGAGCUGAUUACUUGGGUAUUCCCUUUGAAGAGAAGAGAGGACUUCUCUUUUCAUUAUAUGAAGCUUCGGAGUUGGAAAUGCCAGAGGAUUGGGAGGGGGCGUCUCCGGAUGAAUUGAUCAUGCAGUUGGCUGCAGCAUGGGGUAUUGAUCUACAACAGUUUGACAAAUAAUAGUUCAACAAAUAUGUUUUAUUGGUUUACACUGUAAUUUCUUAUCUUCUGUCUUUCUGGAAAUUGUGUAUUUGUAUGUGUAGUUGCAUGGAUCCAGAAAUGAAACUGAUGUUGAUUGUUAAGGCACUCCAAGACAACACCCCGAAUUUUUAAGGCAUGCCUUUUCAGAAUUGGGGCUUACAUAGUUUUACUACAAUUGUUAUGAAA
This is a messenger RNA of Amborella trichopoda, 3012 nucleotides long. RefSeq names its product ARM repeat superfamily protein (gene TOR1). Lineage: Eukaryota; Viridiplantae; Streptophyta; Magnoliopsida; Amborellales; Amborellaceae. Gene Ontology annotation, biological process: circumnutation; unidimensional cell growth; multicellular organism development. The record is from RefSeq and is a predicted model, not a curated record. Gene Ontology annotation, cellular component: cortical microtubule, transverse to long axis. Gene Ontology annotation, molecular function: microtubule binding.